AUGAGCGCGGUCCUCGCCGUCGUGGACAUCAGCUUCGCGCUUCACACCCUGUGCGUCGGGAUCAAAAGCAGAAUCGACGCGGCGAAAGCGCUGCCGCAGACGGCCAACCGAUGUUCGCGUCUCGUGGACCAGAUCGACGGCAUGAUCGACGGCUGCAACGUCGAAGACAAGCGCACGCGCGUGAUUCUGGACAACAUCAAGAAAGCCAUGGAGGAGCUCGACGCGCUGCUCGUGAAGAUCAACAAAAAGAUCGGCGACGUCGAGGCCAACUCGAGCGGGUGCUGCGUCUGCCUGAGGCUCGCGAGCAAAGGCAAGGACGCGCUCGCGGCGGAGGACGAGCUCGAGCGGACGGAGAGCGAACUUCGAGCGCACGUCGACGCCCUCGUGAACGCUUCGCUGAUUCACAAGCACGCGUCGCGGACGUCCAACAAGCUCUCGCAAGCGGACGCGCGGCGGUUCUGGGACGAAUACUUUGGCGAGGAGAGGGAGGUGUCCGUGGAAAACCUCGCGGAGGCGCUGCGUCACGAGUGUGCAGUCGCCGGCGCGGGCGUGGACGCGGAGACGUGCGCCGCCGUCUGCCGACACUGCUUCGGCGCGGGCGGGGGAUCCGUCACCGUGCUCUCCUUCGGCGACGUCUUCAACCUCGCGUCGAUACAGGACACAAUGAAGUCGCUCGCGAAGCGCGCGAAGGCGGCGCAGCGGCUGUUCACCAUCCAGGUGUACGACUACGCGACGAAGCGGCCGGAUGAAAACGUCGACGCCGGGUUCAUGAUGUGCCGCGCGACGGACUCGCUGAAGGUGCUGCGCGCGCUCGUGUGCGGCCACGCGCUGUCUUUAGGCGACGAGGAAAGCACGGACGACGACGAGUUCGAGUUCGAGGGCGACGAGAUCGACGAGGGAGCGACGCGAUCGGACGCGGCCCCCCCCGCCGCGAGGGCGAAGGGGAAAAAGCCCGCGGUGACCGCGGAUCAGCUCGAAGCGAUUCCGCCGGAGUUUCACUUCCUCGCGCGCGGGGAGUUCACGUUCUUCCUGGACGAGUGCAAAACGCGCGUGCUCAGAAAGCAAGAGAAGGAUCUCGCCGGGGCGGAGUACCUCGACCGCGUGGUCCUCGUGCGCGAUGCGGAUCUUCCCGAGUCGAUGCGACCGGUGAAGAAAGCGAAGAGCGGAAGACGGUCGACGAACGCGUCCGCGGACGCGCCCGGGUCGGACGCGGGCGACACCGCGUUCGAGACACACUCGCAGGGAACCGCGCCGUCGGAGAAGGACGAGGAAGACACGAACGUGAACGCGGACGACGUCGCGGAGUUUAUCAUGCGUAAAUCCGCCGAGGCGGCGAUGGAGGCGCAGUGCACCGACGUCGUCACCGCGAUUCGCGUCCCCGCCGUGCUCCAAGGGCUACGAGCCGCGGCGCUGAAAGCUGGCGUUCCCGAGGAAGCCGUCACGUUCGUCGUCGAGAUCGACCAGCUUCGCGCCGCGGCGGAGGCUAUCGCUCCGACGUCCGCGGGCGCGCUCUCGAUGCCGAGACUGCGGCUCGUGAAGGCGUCAGCCUCGAACGUCAUCGAGCGCUUCAUGUCGCCGUCGUCGAGGUUCGAGCUUCCGAUAAAAUCAGACGUUCGAAAGGAAACUUACGACACCGUCGCGAAAGUCGCGGCGGAGGCUGAGGCGGAAGAUCCAAAGCCAGGGUUGGAUCAGGCGAUGCUAGAGGCCUUCGUCGUGCCGUUUAACGACGUCGUCGCCGCGCUGGCUCCCGCGCUCGCGAUUCUGCGCUCGAAAUCGGAGCGCGUGAACAAGGUCGUGAAGGCGACGAACGGGAAACAACACAAAGUCGUCGUCCUCGGCGGCGGCUUCGCGGGCUCGCUGGUGUCGUACAACCUCGACAACGACCCCGAGAAACGAUUCCACGUCACGCUCGUGGACCCGAAGCACUACUUCGAAGACGUUACCGCGCAGCCGAUGUUACUCUGCGACCCGGGCGCCGACGCCGCCGACGCCGACGGACGUUUCAAGAAAUCCACCGUCCCGUACGGCAAGGUUCUGAAACACGGCAAGCACGUCACCGGGCUGGUCGCGUCCGUGUCCACGACGCACGUGGAGGUUGGCCCCGAGCGGUUCGUGCUCCCGUUCGACUCGCUCGUGAUCGCCACGGGGUCGUCGUACAGCAGCGACAUCAAAGUCGUAAACCCGAGCGCGGAGUACAGAUACCGGCAGCUCAGCGCGGAACGUGCCGUGAUGGCGCAGUGCGACGUCGUGCUCGUGAUCGGGGGCGGUCUCGUCGGCGUGGAGAUCGCCGGGAACGUCGCGGAGACCAUCAUGGCGGGGAAGGAAGGGAAGAAGGUCAUUCUCAUUCAAGCCGGUCCCUACCUGUUGCCGCGGGUGAAGAACGCGCACGAUAAGGUUCUCGCGUACCUCACGUCCUUGGGCGUGGACGUCCGUCUCAACGAGCGCGUCGUCGACUUCGACGACAUGUCGCGCCUGUACACGACGAACAAAGGCAACGUCAUCGUCGCCGGGAAGGUGUACAGAUGCACCGGGGCGAAACCGAACACGGAUUUCUUGAAGGAUCCCAACACGCACGCCUCCAUCUCGAACGCGGUGAACGACCGGGGGUUCGUGAACGUCGACAAGCACUGUCGUCUCGUCGGAUGCGAUAACGUGUACGCCGGCGGCGAUAUCUUGUGCGACGAGAUGUUCAGUCGCACGGGAGAGCACGUGGUGACGGGGGAGAGGCUUCCGGAGCGCAUCGGCAUCGCCGCCGAGCUCCACGCGUUGAUCAUCUCCAAUAACAUCAAACGGACCCUCGAAGGAGAGACGCGGCUCGCGGGUUGCGACCCGAGCAAAGACGUGUUCGGGCAGUACUGCAUGAUAAGCCUCGGGAAGACGAAGGGCUUGGUCGUCAUGAACGGCGAGCUGGAUAAGAUAUUCGAAGGGAUGGGGUUCGCGUCCGGCGCGGACAACGCGGAGCUCAUGAGAGACGGGUGCGGUCUCUCCGCGGCGACGCCCGGGUUCAAAGAUUUAGUGACGGGCUUGAUCACGGCGGGGUUGACCACGGACGAAGGGCACGCGGGGCUUUCGGGCUUCUCCGAGGGGAACGGGAUGUACGACGACCCUCUGAAGGUUGCCCCCGACGCGGGAGGAGGGAACGGCGACGCCCCGGCUCCGUGA
Micromonas pusilla CCMP1545 is the source of this 3162-nucleotide messenger RNA. RefSeq lists its product as uncharacterized. The transcript has a single exon. Gene Ontology annotation, molecular function: electron-transferring-flavoprotein dehydrogenase activity; flavin adenine dinucleotide binding. The coding region runs from base 1 to 3162 and encodes 1053 amino acids. Gene Ontology annotation, cellular component: cytoplasm. The record is from RefSeq and is a predicted model, not a curated record. Lineage: Eukaryota; Viridiplantae; Chlorophyta; Mamiellophyceae; Mamiellales; Mamiellaceae.